UAUAUAUAUACUUAGAAAAAUCGAAACAACUGCACAACCGUUGUUGAGAUGAAGAUCGUUCGGAGAGAUUUUGUUCCCAAUGGCCCUGGCAGCGUCAAGAUGAUUCCCGAUGAAUCAGACGAUUUGUGGCUCGCUUAUAAUUUAAUUGCGCCGGGUGAUACUGUCAUGGCUGUUACAAUCAGAAAAGUUCUUAGAGAAGCAGCUUCUGGAUCAAGAGAAGCAGAACGUGUGAAACUUAAACUUGAAAUCAAAGUUGAGAAUGUUGAUUAUGACAAGGAAGGUGCUGUACUGAGAAUACGUGGGAAGAACAUUCUAGAAAACGAACAUGUUAAAAUAGGGCAGUUUCAUACACUUGAAAUUGAACUACAUCGGCCUUUUGUGUUAAGAAAGGUGUUAUGGGACUCACUCACCAUAGAUGCGCUUCAACAAGCUGCAGAUCCUUCUGCCAGUGCUGAUCUGGCAGUGGUGCUUAUGCAAGAAGGAUUGGCACAUAUUCUCCUUGUGGGUAAAAGUGUGACCAUAACCCGUUCUCGAAUAGAAGCUUCAAUUCCUCGCAAACAUGGGCCUUCUGUAGCUGGUUAUGACAAAGCUUUGAAUAAGUUCUAUGAGAAUGUCCUACAGGCAUUUGUGAAGCAUAUUGACUUCAAGGUUGUUCGAUGUGCUGUAAUUGCAAGUCCAGGAUUUACUAAGGAUCAAUUUCAUCGGCAUUUAAUGUUGGAAGCAGAAAGGAGAAAUUUGAGGGACAUAAUUGAGAACAAAUCACGCAUCAUUCUUGUACACUCCACUUCAGGAUACAAACAUAGUUUAAGAGAGGUUCUUGAUGCUCCAAAUGUGAUGAAUAUUAUCAAAGAUACAAAAGCUGCCCAAGAGGUGCGAGUUCUCAAGGAUUUCUUCACCAUGCUUACUAAUGAUCCACAUCGUGCAUGUUAUGGACCAAAGCAUGUUGAGGUUGCCCAUGAAAGAAUGGCUGUUCAGACAUUACUUAUCACUGAUGACCUUUUCAGGAGUUCUGAUGUAGCAACAAGGCAAAAAUAUGUGAAUUUUGUCAACACGGUCAAAGACUCUGGGGGCACCGCUCAUAUCUUUUCUUCAAUGCAUGUUUCUGGGGAGCAACUGGCACAGCUGACAGGAAUUGCUGCAAUACUUAGGUUCCCAUUGCCAGACCUUGACGAUAUUGAGAUCACCACUCACAACCUCCAGACUACUAAUCACCGCAAUCAAACCACCUUUUACCACCAGCACACCAUCAAACAAAGAUUGCAUCUUCACUACUGUCGCCCUUCGUUUCUCUCUAAAACACCCCAAACCAACGUUGGCUUCAUCACUCGAUGCUUGAAAUCGGUGCCGCCCUCUGUGUCUUUCUCAUUCGUUAUCGUUGCUCCUCUCAAACAACGACCAAAAGCAUUCUACAAAAAAAUCCUUAACACAAACAUUCUUCCACCGUCUCCCUCUGAAGAACUCCCAGUCGUGAGUAAUAUUUUUCAAAAGACCUCUACAAGAUCCUGUUUUCUUUUUUUUUCAAGGUAUGUAUCGUUUGUUUCCAUCUGUAUCCAGACACCAGUACAAGCAACCCUCCUCACGGCCGUCACUGCUCCCCACCAACCUACGCUCUCACCUUCAAAAUCCAUCGACGAUCUGAGCCACUGCCAUUUUUUCCGUUUGGUGACGUUUGGUACCGUUUGUCCAAUACCAGAGUAUGCAGAAAAAAUGAAAUCAACUGGAAAGAGAGAGGAAGAAGUUGGUGUUUUUUUUUGUGUAUGGGGUUGUUUUUCUUACAUUAUUGGCAAGAUUGUCUAUUUAGUGAAGAAUUCAACUCUGGGAUUAGAUAGCCCAACAUGCUUUGUCUGGCCAACAUUUGUACGUUUCCACACUACAACAUCAUUACUAAAGAUCAGCAUUUUAAUCAAAUUGGAGAGAACAAAAGUGCAUAAAGUGUCAAGUGUAGCUAACCCAAGGUAUGGCCUUGCUAACAGGGCAAGGCAAUAUUGUGAGUUUUGCAGACCAAACUCAUAGGAGAGAUGAUGAACCACAACUUACAACACCACCGCCACCAUAAUCUUCACUGAUCACUUUCUCCGGUGAACGGACACACCAUAAUCUUCGCCCAAUCUCCCCACUACCAACUUAACCCAAUUUGGGGUUUUAAAAAUCUUCAUGCCUUUUUUUUAUCCUUAUUAUGUGUUUUAGGAUUCAACAAGUCUUAAUAUGUGACCAUUGCUCUGCUUAGAAGAUGAAAACCACCUUAAUGGAUUUGUAGUGACCAAAAGAACUGACUUUUGAUUGUAGG
Messenger RNA from Lactuca virosa, 2287 nucleotides. The record is from the annotation of a GenBank genome assembly. NCBI's taxonomy places the organism in Eukaryota, Viridiplantae, Streptophyta, Magnoliopsida, Asterales, Asteraceae.